Purpureocillium lilacinum is the source of this 3699-nucleotide messenger RNA. Lineage: Eukaryota; Fungi; Ascomycota; Sordariomycetes; Hypocreales; Ophiocordycipitaceae. The record is from RefSeq and is a predicted model, not a curated record.
AUGCCAAUCUCGUGGCCCCUUCGCGCGAACCGCCGGUCCCAGAACCGUGGCGAGCCGAUGGACAUUGACGACGAGGACACGCCCAUGACGGGUGUUCAUCAGACAACCAGAAGAAAUGCACCACAAGGCGUAGGCACCGCGAGCUUGGCACCAGGCCUCGGAGCGCGUCUCCGCGGCGGCGCCCGUGACAGCUCCCCAGACAGCCUCUUCGACAGCGACGGCGAAACAGAAGCAGCGCUCAACCGGCUCAGUUCCACCAAAUCGCCAUCCCCGGCAAAAGACAUUUGGACUACGCUGUACGGCUUCCAGGGCUCUGUCCCCUUUCUCGUCGGCGACGCAGCCUCCUAUCUCGCCGCAGUGCGACAGCUUCUCUCCAUACCCGCAGCCAUGAACACGCCGUACACACUUGUGCAUUAUCAGUCCCUCGAGCGCAGCCUCACGGAGAUCAAGGACGAUCUGGCGACUGGCAGCAGCGGCGCGGCCGUCCGUCACAUCCAGGAGCACUUUGCCUCUGCAAACAACAACAAUACCAACAACUCCCCAAACAAUAGCCCGAACAAGAGCACCGGACAUUCUGCGACGUGCUGCGUGCUCUUCGUCCGUCUGCAGACAGAGACAGGACCAGCACCGGGCCAAUUCAAGCCUUCGAACGCACAGCUCGGCAUCGACGUCGGCGCCAUCAAAUAUCUACCCCCAGGAAGACAGUACCCCUCGACUGCGUACUUUCCCUAUCCCAAGAAUGUUGGUCGACACGAAGACAGCGAAGACGGCGAGGCACUCUUCCCGGUGAGAGAAUGGAACGCCAGACAGUACCUCGAGCACUUUCGCACUGCGGUGGACGUUUUGCUCGGAAGGCCGGGACGUCGAAACGGCUUCCACCACGCAGUUCUGAGGCUUCAUAAGGAGACGGAUCCUGAAGGAUGCAGCUAUGCAGCUCCGACGCAUGGCAUCUUGACUCUGCGCCCGUCCGAUCUACAGGACAUUCAACCCUAUUACCUCGCGAAAGAAGGCCUUCCAGGAGUCGGCAUGCAGCACCACGCCCUCGACGCCUCGCAGAUUCACCUCACUCUCCCUGGCUUCUACCCCGACUUAUUCUCCGAACACGCGAGCAUCGUCGCCGCCAACACCCUCCGUCCCGUAUCCGGCCGGCUCGGCAUGCCCUCCGGCAUCGCCCACAUCCAGAACCUCGUGCGCACACUCCUCGCCCGCGAAGCCGACGGCGUCACACACAUCCUCCUGCUCUCCGGCCGCGGCACGCUCGGCUCUGUCGUCGACAGGAUUCAGCCGACGGCACUCAUCCCCCUGAGCAAGUCCGUCCGCACUCUCGACGCCUUUGCGGCUCAUGACCUCUGCCAACUCCUCGACAGCCACCCGCGCUCACUCCUUCUCUACCCACAAUACAUGGACGACAACCACGGCGACUCGGACGUCAUUGACACGAGAAUGCACGCCGCCUGGGACACGGACGCAGACAUGGACCACAAAUGCACGUACCUACCCUCACUCGACUCCAGCGUCGACAUCUUCCGCGGACAAGUCGCCAGACUGGUCUCGCAAGCACGUGGUGCAGGCCGCGACGCAGACCGCGUCAACCUCUUCGACGCAACGACACACGAAAUCACCAUCCGCGCGGUUCUGCUCCGCGACAUAACCACCCCUGACAUUGAGUUCUCGACGUUUGUCAUUGGCCCCGACAGCACCGACGACGAGUGGUUUGCCAUACGCGCGCAGAUUCCUACACGCAACGCGGAGAUUAACGUCUGGCUUGCGGGCACCUGGGACUGGGAUCGCGGUCUGGCGAAGAGCAACGUCUGGGGACCACGAUAUGGCAAGAUUCAGAGAUUUCCACCAAAGAUUAUUGCGGACAGCAGCGACAGCGACAGCGACAGCGGCAUCCUCGCCGAAUACUCUCAAGCCAACCUCAUCUCCAACAGCCCAUCAGAUGUCAUCCACGCUGAAUACUCACAAGACGGCUCCGACCGCUUUCAAGCCAGCAUCAACGCAGAACGUUUUCAAGCCGACCUCAUCUCCAACCGCGCAUCAGACGGCAACACCGCUGAAUCCUUACAAGACGAUUUCCCCUUCAACCGCUUUAAAGCCAACAUCACCACUGAAUCCCCAGAAGACGGCAUCACCGCUGAAUACUCACACGACGGCUUCGCCACCAACCGCUCCUCAGCCAGCACCACCACUGAAUCCUCAGAAGACGGCGUCGCCACUAAAUUCACCGUUCUCAAGACGGCCUCGACCGCAAACACUUCCGAGACGGCACCGCAGAAGACGACACCUCCCCCGACGACUGCAGACUGCCCGUUCCCACGCUGCGGCUUCAUAUAUAACCCCGCGCAUGGCGCUAACCUCGCGACCCAUGUCCUCGAAGCGCACGCAAGCCGCAAGUGCAUGUGGUGCGACGAGCCGAUCCCGGAGUCGUGGACCGACGCGCAGAGGGACGCGCACGCACGCACGCACCGCGACCGUCUGCUCGCCGCCCUCGGGGUUCAGAGCGCAAGCCUGACCCAGGGCGGCAGCAGCAGCAGCAACGACAAGGCCGUGGCCGUAAAGGUGCCCCUGAAACAGGCACCGAGAGCCUCCUCCUCCUCCUCCGCCACCACCACCACCACCACCACCGCCGCGCCGAUCGACCUCCGCGGCGCCGAAGAAGAAGACCAGGCCGCUGGCCGCGACACGGUGGCAUCACGCCCCGUGUUCGCGAACCAGCGGUUCUGCGACCGCUGCGGGCGCGACCGCUCGCGCUUCCUCACGGAAGCAGAGCGGACGUACCACGACCGGCACUGCGUCCCGGGGGUGUACCACGGGGCAAGGUGCCGGUUCUGCCGCCGUUGCGGCGACUACCGCUGGGCGUCGGGGGAGGACCGGCGCCUCAGUGGGAGGGCCGGUCGGGGAGUGUCCGGGGGGUCGUGCGGGCACGACGACGAGGGCGCGGCGCGUUUCUGCGCGCGCUGCGGCCUCGACGUCGGGGCCAUGGAGGACGACGAGGACGACGAGGACGAUGAUGGCGGCGCCGGGAGGAGGGCCGCCGCCCACGACGAGGCGUGCCGCGGGUUCGGCGCGCAGCCCGGGCGGUUCUGUCCGCACUGCGGCGUGGCCUUUUGGGAAGGCCACGCCCAGGCGGACUGGCUGCACAACACCAGGCACAUCGAGGCCUGCCGGGCUGCCGCCGCCGCGGCCGCCAUCACCACCACCAUCACCACCGCCACCACCACCACUGCCGCCGCCGCCGCCGCCACCUCCGCCUCCGCCGCCGCGGCCCUUCGGGGCAAGAAACGCCGGCCCCUCCAGCAGGGGGACACCGCCGCCGCCGCCGACGACGACGACAACGACGACGGCCAAGGCCGAGGCCGAGGCCGAAAGCGCCGCCGCCUGUCCCGCGACGACGACCUGCGCGCGGCCCAGGCGAGCGACCACGAGGGCGAAGAGGAGUCAUCCUCCGAGCCCGAGUGGGAGCUCGCCAUGGGCCCGCGCAGGUCGCGGGACACGGUGGCGGCGCCGACGCCGAAGCCGGAGGAGAAGGAGGAGGAGGAGGAGAAGCAGCAGCAGCAGCCGAAGCCGCGCGCCCGCCGCAGCCGGGCCCCGUCCGGGGUCAAAACCCGGACGCAGCCGCCGCGCGCCGCCGCCGCACGAAGCCGCGCCGCGUCAAUGGCGCCGGCUGGCCGGCCGACGAGGACGAGGAAGAGGUGA